UUUCGACCGGGUAUAUGCUACUGGGAAGCUGCAUCUGACAGGCUGCAGGCAGACAUCGAAAGCAUCGGUUAAACAGUUCGGCGUAGAGGAGAAAUGGCGUCUGGAUGGGGAAUCAAUGGAAACAAAGGGAGGUGUUACGAUUUCUGGGUGGAUUUCAGCGAAUGCAUGUCCCGUUGCAGGGAGCCCAAAGACUGUUCUCUCCUUCGUGAGGACUACCUCGAGUGCCUCCACCACUCCAAAGAGUUCCAGCGAAGAAACAGAAUUUACAAGGAAGAGCAGCGAAAACUAAGAGCUGCUGCACGAAAGGAGAAGGGGGGUGGGGAUGGUGUUGUUAGUCAUCACACCUAGCCGUAAUUUAUAAUCAUUUGAAUUUCAAGAAUAAAUAUUAUGGAGAUGUAUUUUUUCCGGACUGGUAUUCUAACUUGUUUCAAGUUACUGGUUUUCUUGUUUUGCCUGAUAUAGACCUUUUUUUUUUUUUACUGGUGCGUGCAAUAAGGCCAAUAGUUUACCUUCAUAUGCAGUUAGACUGAUAUGCUUAUCAGCAGAGUUAAUUGUGAUGGUUUUUGAAGCCUUGAUCGUCCUUUUUUUGUGAUUCUUAUGGAUCAGUUUGACUAA
Messenger RNA from Mangifera indica (mango), 615 nucleotides. Its product is annotated as NADH dehydrogenase [ubiquinone] iron-sulfur protein 5-B. Lineage: Eukaryota; Viridiplantae; Streptophyta; Magnoliopsida; Sapindales; Anacardiaceae. Gene Ontology annotation, biological process: mitochondrial respiratory chain complex I assembly. The transcript is spliced from 2 exons. Bases 94 to 348 code for a protein of 84 amino acids. The record is from RefSeq and is a predicted model, not a curated record.